Molecule: messenger RNA, 1098 nt
Organism: Clonostachys byssicola
Lineage: Eukaryota; Fungi; Ascomycota; Sordariomycetes; Hypocreales; Bionectriaceae
Source: the annotation of a GenBank genome assembly
AUGGCACCGACUGCCAAGGAAGUUUAUAUUGCAGUUAUUGGCGCCGGAGGUGUCGGGGCGUGCUUUCUAAAGCAACUCGCUUACUUGGCUAAGAGCCGACCGUCUCCCCGUAUCCGACUUUGCUAUUUCGCUAUUAUUGAUAGAGCUCUUUAUCAUGACGACUACUCCGAUAUUGAUAUUGAUAAUGCACUUCCGCUACUUGAGUCUAAUGGUUUUGACCCACCGCAGAUUCCUAAUGUCAUCAAGUAUCUAUCAACAGCCCCUGGAAGAGUCAUUGUUGUUGACAAUACCGCUUCUGGGCUGAUGGCAGCAUCAUACCCAGAGUUCUUGAAAAAUGGGAUCAGCAUCAUUACCCCGAAUAAAAAGGCUUUCUCGGGAAGCUACCAGCUAUGGCAAGAUAUCUUCACCUCGGCCAGCGCUGGAGGUUCAUUCGUUUACCAUGAGUCUUCCGUCGGAGCCGGGAUGCCCAUCAUCUCAACUCUCAAUGAGCUUGUAGAGACUGGCGACCAGGUCACUCUGAUCGAAGGCCUAUUCUCAGGCACAAUGUCUUUCCUGCUCAACAAAUUCUCGCCACUGGAGGGACAAGGAGGCAAAUGGUCCGUUGAGGUGAAGAAGGCGAGGGAAUUGGGAUACACCGAGCCAGAUCCACGAGAUGAUCUCAACGGUCUGGAUGUUGCUAGAAAGAUUACCAUCCUGGCUAGACUGGCUGGACUUCCCAUCGAGUCACCCUCGGCAAUUCCAGUCCAGAGUCUCAUCCCUAAGGAGCUUCAGACAGCCACUUCUAGUGAAGAAUUUCUCCAGAAGCUUCCUGAUUUCGAUCACAUCCUCGAAAAGGAAAGAGAGGAGGCAAGAAAAGCCAACAAGGUUGUUCGUUUUGUCGGCAAGGUAGACAUCAUGUCCGGCGAGGCCAAGGUUGGCCUUGAGUGGUUCGAGAAGUCUCACCCCAUUGCCAAUCUCCAAGGCAGCGAUAACAUCAUUAACUUUUAUACUAAACGCUACGGUGAUCUUCCACUCACAAUCCGCGGAGCCGGUGCUGGUGGAGACGUUACUGCCAUGGGGGUCACUGGAGAUUUACUCAAGAUUUUGAGACAGGUUUAG